Messenger RNA from Penicillium angulare, 1395 nucleotides. RefSeq names its product ferritin-like domain-containing protein. The record is from RefSeq and is a predicted model, not a curated record. The transcript has 2 exons. The coding region runs from base 1 to 1395 and encodes 464 amino acids. NCBI's taxonomy places the organism in Eukaryota, Fungi, Ascomycota, Eurotiomycetes, Eurotiales, Aspergillaceae.
AUGAUCUGGAAUUCGAUUUUUGGGCUGAGUGCCUUGGGAUUGCUACCAUUGGCAUCUGCCUUACCAAAUGAUAUUGCAGCCAGGGCAACGCCAUCCAGCUCAUCGGUCUCAGCACCACCUACCCGUUCUCAUCCGACUAGUCUCCCCCAUUCAUCCUACACAGGAACCGCAUUGACUAGUGGCGCACUUACGGCUAGCUCCGUUGGAACGGGUAUAUCCUCUGGAAGUGUCUCUCCCGCUGAGACUACCUAUCCGAGUGAUGGGAAGCUUCAUAAUGCCGAGCCAGCCCCAUAUGUUCCCGCUGGAGGAGUUGGAACCAAUGGCUCAAUUCCUGUCUACAACGCACAGAGCGACUUCGACUAUGAAUCUCUGGCCCUUGCUCUGUACCAGGAGUGGAUUGAAUUGGAUAUCUUCCAAGAUGGAUUGAGACGUUUCUCUGAACAGGACUUCAAGGCAGCUGGUCUCACACCGCAAGACCGAAACCUUAUUGCCUUUAUGGCUGAACAAGAAGUUGGGCACGCGACCAUGAUCAGCAACAUCCUGGGUGCCGAGGCACCACAGCAAUGUGCCUAUGUCUACCCUUACACUAAUGUGCAAGAGUACAUUGAUUUUGCUCAAAAGGUCACUCGGUUCGGCGAAGCUGGUGUAUAUGGAUUCCUAGCUCACCUUGACUCGAGAGAGGCUGCUACCUUGCUCACCCAAUCCAUCACCACAGAGGCACGUCAGCAAUUGAUCUUCCGUCAGUUCCAGGGCCUCUUCCCAAUGCCCGAAUGGUUCGAGGUUGGUAUUCCCCAGUCUUGGGCCUGGACCCUCCUAGCACCGUAUAUCAGCUGGUGCCCACAAGACCAGACUCGACUUGUCUGGCAGAACUUCCCAGCCCUCAAGAUCAUCAACCAGCCAAGCGUUGGAAGCAGCGGUAACUCCUCCGUUUUCCAAAACAAUACUAUCAGCUCCGGAACCAACGUGGUGAAGGUGCCCAACGGAUCUCAGUCAUCAAGCUCUGGCUCUUCCGGAAGUGACUGUGGCGCUACAGUCACGACUGAUGACACCACCCCGCUUUCGUUCGCUGGUCGUCAGGUUGCUCUGCAAUGGGAAACCCCGGGUAAAGCUGUUGGUCCCAACAAUAGCUAUGUGACUACUUCCCAGGCUAAGACUGCUAAGUACGUCGCGUGGGUUUCGCAGCUCAACGUCACUUACACUCCGCUGCGGGUUAGCUCCAAUGGUACCCGGGGAUAUACUAUCCAGCCAAGUGCAGAGACAUACGAGGGCAACCCAGCAGUCAAUGGAACGAUGUUCAUUGCCAUUACCGAUUCGAACCCUGUGCUGAGCCCCUUCAAUCUCAGCUUGAUCAACCCUCACGUUGUUGCUGGCCCUGCUAUUUACCAGGCCGGCUAA